This is a messenger RNA of Myripristis murdjan (pinecone soldierfish), 2227 nucleotides long. Its product is annotated as GRAM domain-containing protein 2B-like. Lineage: Eukaryota; Metazoa; Chordata; Actinopteri; Holocentriformes; Holocentridae. Gene Ontology annotation, cellular component: cytoplasmic microtubule. The transcript has 14 exons. The coding region runs from base 108 to 1406 and encodes 432 amino acids. The record is from RefSeq and is a predicted model, not a curated record.
CGUACGAUCUUCCCAAAUUUCCCGUCUCAGGGCUUCAUCUGCUGUCCGUGUGCAAGGCCGAGAGGGGGGCCAAUGGGGGAGGCGUGAAAGUGGCAGCCCUUCAAGAUAUGGUCCUGAUGAUCGAGCAGCCGGACAGACCUCUAACCCCGCUAUCAACACCGGAGCAAGUUGUAAAGUCCGCCAAACGCGUCGGGAAAGACUCCCGGAGCUUCCAGUCGACGUCUGAGGUGGACAAUGGCAGUGAGAAAAGGCAGCAGAGGAGCGGGCGGUCACCUGCCGACCUCCAGUCAUCUGUGGACACAGAGUCGGACUUCUCAGAGGCCAGGAGGAAGCCGCCCAUCAUGAGAUUUAAACCUGCUGAACAUCUUUCCCCGCUGCUGAGUCCGAGUGACUGUGAAAGGAAACUGGAAAGAAAGAAAUCCCAACCCAGCCAGUUAUCGAAGACAAACGCCCAGUAUCACAAGUUAUUUAAGGAAGUCAGCAAAGACGAGCUGCUCAAACAAAGUUACACUUGUGCUCUGCAGAAAGACAUUUUGUACCAGGGCAAAAUGUUUGUCUCUGAUAACUGGAUUUGCUUCCAUUCCAAAGUCUUUGGCAGAGAUACCAAGAUUGCGAUCCCAGUGAUCUCUGUGACACUUAUCAAAAAGACCAAAACCGCAAUCUUAGUACCAAAUGCUCUUGUGAUUGCAACUACAAGUGAGCGGCAUGUGUUUGUGUCGUUCCUUUCCCGAGACACCACCUACAAGCUUCUGAAAUCCAUCUGCAUUCACCUGGACGUGGACAAUACUGGGAGCAGCCCCAUAAUUUCCUCAUGUGAGAAUAGCUUCAGAGUGAACUGCCCGUCGUCUCUUCCCCUGGACUUCUCCGGAGACUUUUCCGACCUGGACGGUGUUGUGCACCAGAGGCGGCAGGACAUGAUGGAGAGCAGCAGCUCUGGAUCCCAGACUCCAGAUUAUGACAAAAUGGCUGACUUCCCUGGCCUCCCAGACACGUUCCUCAGCGCAGUGAAGACCGGAGAGGUUUCAGUCCAUGCAGACAUCCACCUCCAGAGUCCGAGCCAAAAACUCGGGGCCACCCUUCAGAACGGGUCAGCCAAGCCGAACCAGGGCGUAGCAGUCAAAGAAAAAUCCCUGCAGUCCAUGUCACUUCACACCAUUCUCCUAAUCUAUCUCUUCUUAGUAAGUGUUCUUGUCUUGUCCUCGUGUUACAUGGCUUUCAAGAUUGUGGCUCUCGAGCAGCGGCUCAACUCCUUGGUGUCCAUGGGCGAGUACGUACGGAACGAAAAUGUAGCGAACCUCAGAUCGCAGGACGAUUUCAACGCGGAGAUCUACGGGGAGCUGUCCACCAACCUGUUCAAGCUGGAAAAGAUUCAGAGGAGCCUUCGGAAGCUACUUGAAGAGACGUAAAAGAAGAUUUUGCUUGGCCGAGGUGGAAGCUGCUCCUCUUUUCAAAACUCUGCAGAUCAGAUAUCUGCCGCCAAGCUCUUUCAGAGAGAUUUCUUUACGAAAGUAUGCAAACUGUUCUUUAAAUUGUGCAAUAAUGGCUUCUUUUCCCUCUCCACUCAGGGCUGUUUUAAUCUAAUAUUGUGCUCGAGAGUAAAUCAAAGAAGAGAGUGCUAGAGUCCGCUGAUUUUAAGCUUAUGUGUAGUAUUUAUCUGAGAGGGUUUUGUGUGUUUUUUCAGGUAUUAGGUCCUAAGGACAUUGCUGUUUCAAUGUUUUCCAAACAUUUCAAAAAAGGUCAACUUGUGCUGUUCACAUGUUCUUUUGUUCAACAUGAAUUUAGAAAUGUUUAUAUAAUGUCUUUCAAUCACAGUAGUCAGAGAAAAUACCUACUGUAGGCUUACAGGCCAAGGCUCCAGCUGUAUAGAGAUCUGAACAAAGAAAAAAAGUUAAAAUCAUUUUCAAGUCAUGUUACAUGUCUUCUUAUUGAUUCAUGAUGUGGAUGUUUUUCUAAAAGCGAUAACAUAUUUAAUAACUUAUUUGGAUGAAAGAAAUAUUGAAAACAAAGGCUCCCGCACACUGUCCGUUAAAUUUUAAGAGCAAUAAUAGUGUAUUAGAGUAUUUUGGUAGAGAUCUUCAGAUCUUCCUCAGCUUCCCUUCCCGUGGUGUUUUGUAUGUGCGUGUGUGUUGGGUGUGUUGUUAACCCUGUGGUUUGCAAAUUAUGAAAAACAUGUGUGGGAGACUGUUUCCAGACAUGCUGAUGAAGAGUUGGUAAAGGUGGGACUUGA